CUCAAACCUGCAACUCGGCGGGUUCUGAACGCGGGCCAUGACGGUCAUGGGCCGGCAAGAUGCCUUCGCAGCCUUUUUGAAGCUGCGCCCGGCGGCCAAGCCAAGCAGCCGACAACAGGUGGAACAGAGGCUAGAGCGCGUGGAGGGCGAUCUUCAUGAUGGGUUGGCAGAGGUGUCAGUGCCAGAGGUGGACCGUUUUGAGGCCAAAGCAGCCAAGGAAGAGAGCCUGGAGGAGAAUCCGUUCACCUCCUUUCUCCACCUUCGCCCGCCCAACAAGGAAGUUCCACGCGAAGUGGCCAUAGAACAAGAUCUGCGGCAACAAGUGCUGAAGACCAAAAAAGAAUUGCUAGAGGUGGCCUUGUGUUUGGAGCUGAAAGCCUGCGAGCCCGAAACCCCAGAGGAGACGGCUCUGCGGCUAAGGAGGCUUCAGAAGGCGCAUAGAUAUUUGUUGCAUCCUGAACGCACGAUGGAAGCAUUGAGCGGUAGCGAGGAUGAAGAUAGCGCCAUGCAGAACAAGAUCGUUUGUCAGAGCCCGACACGUGCCAAAGUGGUAGGGAGGGCAGACGACACGCGACGAUGGAGCAUGGGCAUGAUGCGACGGCAGCCACCGCCCAAUGUCUUCACUCCCUCGCAGUCUCGGCCAAGCACGGUGUACCAGGACGAAGUGCUCAUCGGUCAGAAGCGGGCCACCUCAAGCUCCCACAAAAAGAAGGAGCGACAUGUUGCGUGCUUCCCUCAGCCCACCGCGUCCGCACCCGACCUGAAAGCUGCUGAAACCACGCCUCUUCCCCCAUUAUGUAAGCAGAAACCGAUGUACAAAACCUGGCAGGGCGAGCUGGUGGUGGACGAGGCUUCUCUGGUUCCCUUGAGCGGCUGGUACUGGAAGACCAGGAGCUGGAACAUGCACAUCUUCCGGAAAGACCAGGGUGCAGCGCGGCGCAUGCCCGAGAUGGCGGCAGGUGGAGUGCUCUUUGGCAAUGGGACCUUGCCACUCUUCAGCGGCGCUCACUUGAUGAGCACGGGAUACUUCUAUUCCUUCAAGGUGGAUGCUGUUGACGAUCAGCAUUUUCCGCUGGACGAUCUCAGAGAUUUGUCUCUAGCUUUUGGCGUCUCCUUCCUCCCGGGUGGUCAUCGGCUCUGCAAGAAUACCAUGUAUGCCUACGAGAUCCCAGGCAGCAUCCUGAUUGGUUAUGGCAAGCAUGUGGUUGAUAGCGGCGAGUGGUUCACACACAAGGCUUGGGAUCCCAAAUCCUUGGAGCCGGGAGAUGUGGUUGGGCUGCUUGUGAGUCCACAUGGAGACUUGGUGGUCUACGUGAAUGGGGCGCAGGUGCUGCGGGUUGCGACGAGUCUGACAGAGGGCAAUCGACAAGAACCCCAUCCUCGACGGAAGGCCUUGGGCCCUCGACGGAGCCUUUUCCCACUCAUUGACUUGCAUGGAAGAGUGACUGCUAUCACCAUGCUCCAUGGGAGUGCACCCAACGUGAGUCUCUUGGCGCGAAACAGAUGUUGUGAGAAGAAUCUGAAUCCCUUGGGUUUCCAGGGGAAGAAGGCCUUCCCGAUCCCCGGCCGAAGCCUACCUGGCCUUGGCAAGGUGGUCCCGGACAUCGAUGCGCUUCCGGGCUACAGGGAAAUCUGAGGGCCCGGGAGGAGCACCUAGCCGCGAGUUGACAAGUGAAUGUCUCACACAAAGACAUUGACAAAGGGGAGGGCACCAAAUGGCCUAAACAUGGGGUACCAAUGGAC
This is a messenger RNA of Cladocopium goreaui, 1743 nucleotides long. NCBI's taxonomy places the organism in Eukaryota, Dinophyceae, Suessiales, Symbiodiniaceae. The record is from the annotation of a GenBank genome assembly.